Messenger RNA from Strongylus vulgaris, 740 nucleotides. Lineage: Eukaryota; Metazoa; Nematoda; Chromadorea; Rhabditida; Strongylidae. The record is from the annotation of a GenBank genome assembly.
AUGGCUUUGGGCAUGGGUGAACCAAGACCUUUAGGAACCCGCGGUCAGUCAAUCGUGGAUAUACCUAAGGCUGCAUCAUCGUCAGGAAUAGGAGAAUCCAUUUCUGUGAUACGCACAUCAAGCUCACAUGACUUAUCUUUCAGAGGAACUCCGGAAAGAGCAGUCCACUUCACAGGCCAGGAUCGGCUUAUCGAUAUCAGUUCAUCGAUGGAGAUCACACUGAGAUACCUUAAAGAGCGUAUCGAGCAAUUAGAAAGGGAUAAGGCCGAGCUCACAAAUGACUUAAUGUCCCGUCGAGAAGAAAUGCAGAAAAACUCUACGCAAAUGCAGGACGCUGUCAAUGCUAUGCACUCUUUAGAAAAACAAGUGCAGGACCUACAAAGAGAAAACGACAAUCUCGAAUCACGUCUGGCUACACAACGACAGCUCUACGUUUCAAAUGAAGAAACAAUGCGGGCAAAAGAUCUAGAACAUCGUAAUUUGAAAGCGAAAAUCAUGAGCGCUGAACUGCACAUUCGCGAGAAGGAUAGCAAAAUCAACCAGUUGAUGAGUCAAUUAGAAGCCCUACGACUCGAACAUUCACAAGUGAGUGCGGAGCGACAAAGGUUGAGCAACAUCGCGAAAGACGUUGAACAUGACAUGAAAGCUUACGAAAGUGACAGCAAGAAACUACUGCAAGAACGUGAACAACUGAUCAAGCGACUAACAGAAGUGGAAAGCGAAAAUAAGGUUUGUUAAGA